AUGCACUAUCACGUACUUGCUGUCGCCCUUGUUGGCCUUUUCGCUCACAAUGCCAUCUUCAUUCAUGGCGAGUGGCAUAUGCGUAUCCUACAAAUUAUUGUUGGACAUCUUCUACUGAGCGCUCUCAUACUAUAUUUAAUAUACCGACAUGAUAACAAUGCAUCUUUCGGCGGGGCAUUCCAUGUUAUCACUGCCAUGGCCACAGUCUACUUGGGGGCCUUGUUCUCCAGCAUAACUGUCUAUCGCCUCUUUUUCCACAGGAUUUCCCACUUCCCAGGCCCCAAACUCGCAGCCGUGACUAAACUCUGGCACGUCUGGAAGAUCCGAAAAUCCACGAACUACAUAUUUUUGCAGGAGCUUCAUAAGAGGGCGUUGCGGCUAGGUCCAAAUGAGCUCACCAUAAUCGGAGCAUCUGCGUACAGUCUGCUCGAUGGUUGGGGAAAUACUACCACAAGGGAUAUUUGGUAUGAUUUAUUACAACCUCGAUUUUCUGCUGUCUUCUGCCGUGACAAAGACAUGCAUAAGAAAGGUCGCAAGGCCUGGGUACAAUCCAUGACAGGGAAAUCCCUGGAUGCCUUCCUUCCUCGAAUCGCAGCGUUAGCUCAGUCAUUGUCUGAAUGUAUUGCGUCCUACGACACCCAGCCCAUUGAUGUUGACGACGUUAUGUCUUGGUUUUCCUUCGACAUUAUGGGGGAUAUUUUGUUUGGAGAGGAUUUCAAUCUAUUGAAAUCUAAAACGUGGGAACCUGCUAUUAAACACCGUGAUGGCGCUCUGGCGCUUCUUGGACCCCUCUCAGAUGCCACUUGGAUUGCACAUCUAGCCUUCCUACUUGUGCCUUUCUAUGGUAGAGUGAAAGACUGGGAUCUCAUGGUAUCAUUUUGUGAAGACCGAAUCAAGGCUCGUAUUCAUCGAGGGGAGAAUAAAGAGAAACCUGAUAUGUCAGGGUAUUUCCUUGAAGAACAUCAAAAGCUUAGCGAUUCUAUGAGCUUGAAGGAUCGCGAUCUAUAUCUAGCAGGUACCAUGGUUACUGCAGUGGUCGCAGGCAGUGAUACGACGCGAGCGGCUUUGAUUGCAAGUUUCUGGUUCCUGGCAAAAUACCCAGAACACGCCAACAAAAUAAGGGAUGAGACCCGUGGCGUGUAUGAAAGAGAUUUCGCAAAGCUUGCCAGCUUGCCGCAUCUCAAUGCUUUCAUUGACGAGACACUCCGCCUGAUACCGCCUGCUGGUAUGACAGGCACGGCAAGGAUUACUGGUGAGCAGGGGAUGACAUUCGAGAAUGUCUAUAUACCCCCGUUUACGAAGGUUACGGCCCCAAGAUAUAUCAUCAUGAGAAUGGAAUCCGCAUUUCCGCGUCCAGAUGAGUUUAUCCCCGAGCGAUGGUAUUCGCAACCAGAGCUCAUCCGCGACAAGCGGGCGUUUGCGCCAUUCUCAUUCGGCGCUCGCCAGUGCACGGGGAAGAUGUUAGCAUACGUCGAGCUCCGUCAUAUAGUGACACUUCUUCUUCGCCGAUAUGAUAUCGAGUUCGCACCCGGGUACGACCCGAUGACCAUGUGGCGCGGUUUGAGGGAUCAGGUCACAGCCCAGCCGGGUAAGGUAAUGUGUGUAUUCAAAUCGAGGGAGAAGUAA
Molecule: messenger RNA, 1626 nt
Organism: Annulohypoxylon maeteangense
Lineage: Eukaryota; Fungi; Ascomycota; Sordariomycetes; Xylariales; Hypoxylaceae
Product: cytochrome P450
Exons: 6
Coding region: 1-1626 (541 amino acids)
Molecular function (GO): oxidoreductase activity, acting on paired donors, with incorporation or reduction of molecular oxygen; heme binding; iron ion binding
Source: RefSeq, a predicted model, not a curated record